GCACAAGAUGGCGGUGGGGCGGCGGGAGAGCGCGCUCCCCUCGUAAAUGCGGUCGCGGCGGCCCCAGCUCCCGGCGCCCGGCAGGGCUUACAUGGCGCUGGAGGAUCUGCUUUGUGUCUGCUUCGCUGUGCUGGCCGUGCAAGGGAGGCUGUUGGAAGGGGAUUCUGUGGAGCUGAGCUGUAGUGCUGGUCCUGCAAAGGUGAUAUUGGAGCCAAACCAAGUUGUGGUUUUGGACUGUAACCUGGCCCCUGCUGAGCAGGUGAUCAAUAUCACAUGGAAGAAGAAUGGGUUUCCGCUAGUGGAGCAGGAACAUCUGCAUGUGCUUCCAAAUGGAUCGCUCUUCAUCUCAUCACAGGCUGUGGCAAAGGACAGUAAAUACUCUGAGAGAGCUGAUGCUGAGGGUAAUUACUCCUGUGUGUCCCACAGCUCCCUAGGGGCUGUCACCAGUCAAACGGCUGCAGUCAGAUUUUCAACCUUGGCACGCUUUUUCCAACAGCCGGAGUCACAGACAGUGGAAGAAAAUGGCAUGGCUCGGUUUGAGUGCCGGAUCGAAGGCUUGCCUUCCCCUGUCAUCACGUGGGAGAAGGAUCAUGUAGCUGUUCCAGAAGAACCCAGGUUUAUAACUCUUCCAAAUGGUGUCCUGCAGAUUGUUGAUGUGCAGGAGAGUGAUGCUGGGGUGUACCACUGUGUGGCCAGCAAUGCUGCUCGGAAGCGCUACAGCAACGCUGCAGUUCUCAGUGUCCUGAAAGGUUCCCAGCCAGCAGGAGGAGAUGUCACCAUCAUUGCUGCUCCGGAGAACACCACGGUGGUGGCAGGGGAGAGCGUGGUGAUGGAGUGCAUGGCAGCUGCUGAUCCCACCCCGUUUGUCUCCUGGAUACGGCAGGAUGGAAAGCCCGUUUCCACAGAUGUGAUUGUGCUGGGUCGGACAAACCUCCUCAUUCCUUCCAGCCAGCCCCAUCACUCUGGAGUGUACGUUUGCCGUGCUAACAAACCCCAGACCAGGCAGUUCGUUACAGCCGCAGCUGAGCUCCGGGUCCUGGCUACGCCCAGCAUCUCCCAGGCUCCUGAAACCAUCUCCCGCACCCGAGCUAGCACGGCUCGAUUCGUCUGCAAGGCGGAGGGUGAGCCAGCCCCUACCAUCCACUGGCUGAAGAACGGCGAGGCCAUCCUCUCCAAUGGGCGGGUGAAGGUCCAGAGCAGCGGCAGCUUGGUGAUCAAUCAGAUCGGGCUGGAGGAUGCUGGCUACUACCAGUGCGUGGCUGAGAAUAGCCUGGGCAUGGCGUGCGCCACUGCCAAGCUCUCCGUGAUUGUGCGGGAGGGUUUGCCCAGCGCUCCCAAGAAGGUCUCAGCUGUGUCCCUCUCCAGCACCACAGUCUUGGUGUCCUGGGAGCGGCCAGAGUACAACAGCGAGCAGAUCAUUGGCUUCUCGUUACAUUACCAGCGGGCUGUGGGAACAGAUAACGUGGAGUACCAGUUUGCUGUCAAUAAUGAUACUACUGAGCUGCAAGUCAAGGACCUGGAACCCAACACCAACUAUGUCUUCUAUGUGGUCGCGUAUUCUCAGCUUGGAGCCAGCCGGACAUCCUCUUCCAUAAUUGUUCAGACCUUGGAGGACGUUCCUAGUGCUGCUCCUCAGCUGUCCCUGUCAAGCAUGACUCCUGGUGACAUCCGUGUGACGUGGUUGCCUCUUCCUCCGGAGCUGAGUAAUGGCAAGAUAACCAAGUACAAGAUUGACUACUGCACUAUCAAAGAAGCAGAUCAGGUUAACUCCAUUGAAGUGGGUGGAAAUGAGACACAGAUCACUCUGUACUCGCUGCAUCCCAACAAAGUGUACAAAGUGCGCAUUGCAGCUAGCACCAGUGUGGGCUAUGGGGCCCCGUCUGAGUGGACCCAGCAUCGGACUCCUGACAGGGACAACCAGACACAUGUUCCGUUUGCACCAACAGAAUUAAAAGUCCGAGCGAAGAUGGAGUCUCUCCUGAUUACAUGGCAACCCCCAGCCAACCAUGCCCAGAUAUCAGGCUACAAACUCUACUACCGGGAGGUGGGCCAGGAGGAGUCCAGUGAUGAAAGCCCUCUGGAUGGUGCUGAAGAGGAGAGCUGGGACGUAGGACCCAUAAAGCUAAAGAAGAAAGUGAAGCAGUAUGAACUGACUCGACUAGCUCCUGGGAAGCUCUAUGAGGUGAAGCUGGUGGCGUUCAAUAAGCAUGAAGAUGGUUAUGCAGCAGUUUGGAAGGGCAAAACAGAAAAGGCGCCUGCAACAGCAGUAGAUCCCCCUGUGCAGAAGGGUCCUCCACUGCCUCCAGUCCAAGUCUAUGCAGAGUCCAACAGCUCGACUUCUAUAUGGCUCAGAUGGAAGAAACCUGACUUCACCACGGUCAAGAUUGUCAACUACACCGUGCGCUUCAGCCCUUGGGGCCUGAAAAACGCCUCUCUUGUUACAUACUACACAAGCUCGGAUGAAGACAUUCUCAUUAGUGGGUUGAAGCCCUACACCAGAUACGAGUUUGCUGUGCAGUCCAAUGGUGUUGGUAUCGACGGGCCCUUUGGCAGCGUGGUGGAGCGAUUCACCCUUCCUGACCGUCCCUCGACGCCUCCAUCUGACCUGCGGCUGCACCCCCUCAACCCCUAUGCAGUCCAGGUGCACUGGUGUCCCCCUGCUGAGCCCAACGGCAUCAUCGUGGAGUACCUCAUCCUGUACAAUGCCAACAACACGCAGCCUGAUGACAUGUGGACCUUGCUGACACGAGAAGGAAAUAUCUUCAGCACUGAAGUGCAUGGCCUGGAAAGUGAUACCAGAUACUUCUUCAAGAUGGGAGCAAAGACAGUCGUGGGAUCUGGUCCCUACUCAAACGUGAAGGAUGUGCACACCCUCCGGGAGAAGCUGUCUGAUGUUCUGGAUAUCCACUCUGUCACGGGAAUCAUUGUGGGAGUCUGCCUGGGGCUGCUCUGCAUACUCUUCUGCAUGUGUGCCAGCUUCCGCAACAGCAAGCAGAGGGAGGCUCUGCCAGGCCUGGAUUCCCAAGCAACUGGCAACCACACUUACUACCACCGGGGCAGGCAAGGGGCAGCAGCUCCCUGUGCCACCUCGGACACACAUGAGCUGGAGUCACUCAUGUCCCCACUGCCAGAGGAUGCACCUGUGCCCUUAGGAGACAUCACAGAACUGACAGAAGUGCACAGCCUCAUCCAUACAAGCCUCCCUGAAGACAUUGUCCAUGGGAAGAGGAAGUCUUCGUGGAAUAAAUCAGCUAACCAGCCCUGGACAAACAGCAUAGCCAGAUAUGGGGACACUAUCACAAAAGAGCCUCUCCCUGCUGUGAACGGAUCACUGAAGCUCCCUUCCAGCGCAGGACAGAAGCUUUUGUUACAAGCUCUGGUUUAUGAUGCUGUGAUGAAUGAAGCAAAGAAGAGUCACCCACCAGCCAGCCUCCACCAAGUGGAAGCAGAGGUCAUCGUUCAUUCUGAUUUUUCAGCCUCUGACAGAGACUGUGACUCCCAGCUGCACGCCCUGGAUGGUCAACAGACAGAAGCCGAGGAGCAGGAGCAUGAAGAGUUUUCCCCUGGUGACCUGGCUCUCCACAGCUCUCCCAGCACCCAGCAGGACGCUCACCAAGAAUUGAUGGACUGCUCGGGCGAUGUGGAGGUUCAGACCCAGGAUGAGCUGUUGUAUGCCACCAGAAAGGCUAACAGAACAGAGGCCGUUUGCAUCCCUGGGCUCACCAAUGGCUUCCACAGGAAUGGGGAAAGUCUGGAUUCAGUGGAGAGUGGAGAUUCGGACUCCAUCCCGGAAGGCAGGGCAGAUGUGCAGCCAGUCAAGAGCCAAGCGCUAUCUGUGGCCCCAGAGGAGGCUCCCCUGUGUAGUAACUCUAGUUUAACCUCAUCCUCAGCAUCUGAGAACAUAGCACGUGUCCACAAUCACUGAAGAGUAAACUAAUCUGAUUUUGAUCAUGGGAGAGCUAGAAGCACCACUAAGGGCCUGUUCCUUUGAGGUACUGCGUGCCCUCAGUUCACUGGAUCGAGCUAAGAAGGUGCAGCAUCUCACCAGAACAGGAUUAGGACCUGUCAGCUGUACAUAUCGCCUUCAAGAAAUCAGUAGGUAGACUGAUAAGGGCCCAUCUUUCAGCUGAAGCUAAUGGGUAACCUGGUGUUCACGGGAGCAGAACUGAGCUGUCUGCCAAAGACUGACAUGAAACCACAGCUGGAGCAGAGCCUUCUGCGUUGGCCUGGUGCCGUCACCUCACUGUAGGCCCCUAUACGACUGGCAAGAGGCACGGUGUGCUGAGCCAGUCUCAACUGUCCCUUGUCCACAGAGGGCCUUGGACUACCCGCUGCCUUGUGGUGUUGGGAUGGACUUUGUCAGAGUCCCACAAGGGGGUGGAACCAACACAAAAAACAGAGCUAUAACCACCAGCCUUUUCUGCCCUCCCGUGGUUAAAAGGAUUAUAAGGCUCUCUUUGUACGCUGCGACAGUAACCAUUGCUAGCAGGCUGAUGUAGUGGCCUUUUAUUACACACUCUAAGAGUGCCUCUAACAACUUGUACUAUACAGAACCUUCUUUGGUGUCUGGGUCAUUUCACCAACCUGGACUUUGUUUUAUGAAGGUUCUUGUACCUAAUAUUUUAGGUACGCAUCUGUCCUUUUAAUGUACGACAUGUAUUUUUAUUUCCUUGGAGCAUCUUUAUAUUAUUUAAUUUUAUGAAGUGGAGUAGUGUGUGGUAUAGAGUAGCAUUUUUACUACUUCUCUCUUUCCUUUGUUUUUUUUUUUUCCUCCCUAACAACACAA
This is a messenger RNA of Gallus gallus (chicken), 4786 nucleotides long. It is a transcript of the gene IGDCC4, whose product is annotated as immunoglobulin superfamily DCC subclass member 4. NCBI's taxonomy places the organism in Eukaryota, Metazoa, Chordata, Aves, Galliformes, Phasianidae. Gene Ontology annotation, cellular component: axon; plasma membrane. The transcript has 20 exons. The record is from RefSeq and is a predicted model, not a curated record. Gene Ontology annotation, biological process: axon guidance; cell-cell adhesion. Gene Ontology annotation, molecular function: protein binding. Bases 47 to 3925 code for a protein of 1292 amino acids.